CAGGUCGAUUCGUCCGCUCUCAAGCGGAGACGCAGAACGGACGCGAAAUUGUAGUGACGCCGGGAGCGAGCGCGAGGAGCCUCUGUCACCAUGUUCCUCACCCGAACGUAACGCAGUGUUGCGGCAGACCUGAGGAGGGGCGGGGCGGAGGUGGGUCCUGGAGAGAUGACAGUGGGCCAUGGAGAAGUAUGAAAACAUUUCCGUCGUAGGGGAAGGCUCCUACGGCCUGGUCAUGAAGUGCAGACACCGGGAGACAGGCCAGUUGGUGGCCAUCAAGAAGUUCAUAGAGACGGAGGAAGAUCAGAACGUCCGCAAGAUGGCGCUCCGCGAGAUUCGCAUGCUCAAGAAACUGCGGCACGAGAACUUGGUGAACAUGAUUGAGGUGUUCCGACGCAAACGCCGUUUCUACCUUGUGUUCGAGUACAUGGAUCACACAAUUCUGGAUGAACUUGAGGACAACACCAGGGGUCUGGGUGAAGAAACUUCACGCAAAUACAUCUUCCAAGUUCUCAGGGGUAUCGACUUCUGUCAUGCCAACAAUAUUGUGCACCGUGAUGUGAAGCCAGAGAAUGUUCUAGUGUCACAGUUGGGUGUCAUCAAGUUAUGUGACUUUGGUUUUGCCCGUCUGCUUGCAACUCCAGGUGCGACGUACACUGACUAUGUGGCCACAAGGUGGUACAGGGCACCAGAGUUGUUGGUGGGGGACACAAAGUAUGGAAGGGAAGUGGACAUCUGGGCAGUGGGCUGUUUGUUUGCCGAGAUGAUGAGUGGAGAUCCCUUGUUCCCUGGUGACUCAGACAUAGACCAAUUGUAUCAGAUUACCAAACUGCUGGGGAAGCUGUCUUCAAGGCACCAGCAGCUGGUGUCCCGCAACGCCAUGUUCAAAGGGCUUAAGAGGAGUACUGAGGACAGGGCACGGUCCCUAUACAAGCUGUUCCCUGCCUGGCCUCCCUUGGCACUAGACUUCGUGUCACAAUGCCUGAGGCUGGACCCAUCCCAUCGGUCCACUAGUACGGAACUGAUUCAGCACCUGUACUUCACAGACGACCACUUCUCUGAGCAUUUCCUUCCCCUCUUGAGAGAAAAGAUACAGCAAGAGUUUCAAGGCAACCCCCUGCUUCAGAAGUAUGAGGCUGCCUUCUUGGUUGACUCUUCAGCUCGAAAAGCUCGAGGAUUUGCGAACAGUAAUAUGAUUGACUCUAAAGGUACUGGUCAUCAUCAAAGGAGGAGUCUGAUUGAACCUCGGUGGAAGAUCAUCGUCCCGAGCGAGAACAGCAGCAGCCGGCGGAUCAUUGUGGACAGCAGUAAACCAGUUUCCAAUCGCAGAAAACUGAGUGACAAUAACAGUGUUAGCAGCAACAUGAUGGAAGUGAGUGAUGAAGCCAGUGACAGUAGGAUUGGUGGUCUCAAAAUGGCCACGCAAUCCAAGCUGAUAGUUCCUUCCAAACUACACAUGCCAGUGCAAGACAUUCAGCAUAGUGGAAUGGACGUUCAGCCUCCAUCAGGCUCUCCAACACCAUUCCAGUCACUUGAGGCAGUAGGAAGUCAGGUGUCUAGCUUGUCACAUGUACAUCAGAGCACAGGGGACCAUUUCUUGCACAUCAACAUGCAGGUUCUGCACCCAUCCAUCAACAACCUGAGCUUCAGUGGAAUGGGUGUUGAGAACAAGAGCGGCUUCUCUGGGAAGUUUCCAUGGCUUUGCAGAAUGCCAGAACCUCUGAAACGAUCGCCCCUGGCACAAGGUGGAAGGGUGAGGGAAUCACACAGCAGGGUAACCCCCGUGCGGUUGCCCCCACGUACACAGUUCCUGCGACGCUUGGACCAUGGCUUGCUUCUAGAUGUUGGUCAGUUGGAUAAGACUGGUACAAACUCCUCGCUGCUGAGCAGCGAGUCCCCAACAAAUGAAAAGUGGCUAGGAGCAAAGAAGAUGGGCACCACUAGGACGUAUGACACCUGGAAGACUCCAAAAACGAUUGGCGAUGACUUCUCUUUGCCAAAUGUUCCUGGAGCAUCUGGAAGUCCCAGUAAGGGACUGAAGAAGCAGCUAAACCCUGUUACACCUCAUGCAGACCCAGCAUCAGACCUGCGUAUCUCACCCAGAGGAAACCCAUCUCACUCAUCACCCCAGAGCCCAAGGUCCAGGUUCAGUUCUAAUCUGCCACAUGUAUGACAUCUCAAUGAGAUAAUAUUAUGUACUGUUUUCUGAUACUGAAGAGGACCAAUCUACCAGCUGUAAGGCUUACACUGUGGAGCUGAGACUCAACACUUGGAUGUGGUACAAGCAUAAGUGUAUCUACUUUCUGAGAGACACCACAAUGCAUUCACAUCCCAUUGCUAUGGUUGUCAGUCAUUAUUCACACGGAAAUUGAAUGUUUGUGUGGGCCUUGAAAACACAGAUAUUUUUAUUAAAUUUAUAUCUCAGGUAUUGGUUUCUUCCUUCUGUUCUCUUCAUUAUGCAGUUUGCUGUAUGAUACACAUAUAUGCAAGCUGGAAGUUCGCGGGUUCAAAUCCCGAUGAGGUCAUUGGAUUCUUUUCAACUGACCUAAUCCUUCCAGCCACACU
Molecule: messenger RNA, 2562 nt
Organism: Cryptotermes secundus
Lineage: Eukaryota; Metazoa; Arthropoda; Insecta; Blattodea; Kalotermitidae
Product: cyclin-dependent kinase 17
Exons: 10
Coding region: 179-2170 (663 amino acids)
Biological process (GO): protein phosphorylation
Cellular component (GO): nucleus
Molecular function (GO): cyclin-dependent protein serine/threonine kinase activity; ATP binding
Source: RefSeq, a predicted model, not a curated record